This is a messenger RNA of Eruca vesicaria subsp. sativa (arugula), 3069 nucleotides long. NCBI's taxonomy places the organism in Eukaryota, Viridiplantae, Streptophyta, Magnoliopsida, Brassicales, Brassicaceae. The record is from the annotation of a GenBank genome assembly.
AUGAGUAACCUAAAACUUGGCGUUGAAGUCAUAAGCGCAAAGCUCAAACCUAGAGAUACUCAUCAAGGAGAUGGAUAUGGUGGUGUUAACGCCUUCGUGGAGCUACGAUUCGACGGUCAGAUUGUCAAAACCUCGACAAAGAUCGACGACGCGAGUCCUGUCUGGAACGAGAAGUUCUUCUUCAACAUCUCAGAUACAGAGGAUUUAUCGAAUCUGAUUCUUGAGGCUUACGUUUACAACAAAACAAGCAGUACAACGAAGUCGUGUCUCGGUAAGAUUCGGAUCUUUGGAACAGCGUUUGUGCCUUACUCUGAAGCUGUCGGGAUGCAUUACCCUCUUGAGAAAGAGAAACGGAGCGUCUUCUUUUCUGCCGUUAGUGGUGAGCUUGCUUUGAAAGUGUAUGUAACUGAUAGCCCCUCUCUCAAGGUACCGUAUAUAAACCCUACAAAGACGGUUACUUCUAACACAAGGCACAAGUUUCACAACGUCCCUAAAACAGAAACUAGUAAACCUAGCCAACUAAGAGAUCCGCAAUCGCCUCAACCGCAACCGCCUCAACCGCAACCGCCUCAGACACGAGCACCACGACCGCAAUCGCCAAAAUCGCAACCGUUUCAAACACGAGCACCACAACCGCAAUCGCCUCAACCGCAACCGUUUCAAACGCAAUCACCACAACCGCAAUCGCCUAAACCGCAACCGUUUCAAACGCAAUCACCACAACCGCCCUAUUUUACCGGACCUUCUAGGUUUCAAGCGGAGAGAUAUGGUUCUCCGGUACCGGAAACAAUGGGAUUUGAACCUACUCCACAAGAUUAUUCAAUCAAAGAGACGAAUCCUAUUCUUGGAGGAGGCAGACAAGGAAGAAACGCUAGAGCUAACGAUAUCGUAGAGCCAAUGGAGUUUCUUUACGUCAAAAUAGUGAAAGCUCGGAAUCUUCCGACAAUGGACAAAACCGGAAGUCUAGACCCUUACGUAGAAGUCAAACUCGGAAACUUCACAGCCAAGACAAAACACUUCGAGAAAAACAAAAACCCUAUUUGGAACGAAGUAUUCGCCUUCUCAAAAUCCGACCAACAAUCAGACUUUCUCGAAGUCAUUGUCAUGGACAAAGACAUAAUCAAAGACGACUUCGUCGGUUCAAUCCGGUUCGAUCUCGAAGACAUUCCGACACGUGUUGCACCAGACAGUCCUUUAGCUCCAGAAUGGUACAUAGUCAAUGUGGAGAAAGGAGGAGAGAUUAUGUUGGCGGUUUGGUUCGGUACACAAGCAGACGAAGCGUUCUCAGACGCGACUUACUCAGACGCUUUAACCGCUUUAAACAAAUCGAGUUUGCGUUCUAAAAUCUAUCAUUCUCCGAGGCUAUGGUAUCUUCGCGUUACCGUUAUCGAGGCACAAGACUUGGUUAUCGUACCAGAUCGGACUAGACUUCCAAGUCCUUAUGUUAAAAUCAAGUUAGGUAACCAAAUGGUUCGAACCAAACCGAACCAGUUGCUUAACCCGAGAUGGAACGAGGAGUUUACACUUGUCGCAGCUGAACCGUUUGAAGAUCUUGAAAUCUCGAUAGAAGACCGGGUAGCGGUUAACCGAGAGGAAACACUUGGAUCGGUUAAGAUACCGCUUGAUAUAAUCGAAAGACGGGUCGAUGAUAACCGGAUAGUACCUAACCGUUGGUAUAGUCUUAAGUUUGAGAACCAGAGGAGAGUCAGAGUGGCUACUACUAGGCUUUUGCUGAAUGUUUGUUUAGAAGGAGGCUAUCAUGUUCUUGAUGAGUCUACUUACUACAGUAGCGAUUUUCGACCAUCGAUGAAAGAGAUGUGGACACGUCAGCAGCCGUCACUCGGUGUUCUUGAAGUAGGGAUUCUAGGAGUUGAAGGUUUAAAUGUGAGUAAUGAUGGAAAGAAAGAGACGGUAGAUGCUUACUGUGUGGCUAAGUAUGGGACCAAAUGGGUCAGGACAAGGACCGUCAGCAACUGUUUUAACCCGCGGUUCAACGAGCAGUACACAUGGGAGGUUUAUGAGCCAGCGACCGUGAUCACAAUCGGCGUUUUCGAUAACAAUCAGAUCAAUGGUGGUAACAAUAAAGAUGGGAAGAUUGGGAAAGUUAGAGUUCGAAUCUCGACUCUUGAAUCAGGUAGACUCUACUCUAACUCUUAUCCGCUUCUCGUUCUUCGACCUUCGGGUGUCAAGAACAUGGGUGAACUACAUUUGGCGAUUCGGUUUACUUGCACGUCCAUGUUUCAGAUGCUGGGUCAGUACUGGAAACCAAUUCUUCCCAAGAUGCACUACGUUCGACCGUUGAAAGUAGUGCAUCAGGAGAUUCUUAGACAGCAUGCUGUUAGCCUAGUGGCGGCUCGGUUAAGUAGAACCGAGCCGCCUCUUAGAAAAGAAGUGAUUGAAUACAUAACCGGUUCGGAUUCUCAUUUUUGGAGCAUUAGGAAAAGCCGAGCGAAUUUCUUUAGACUAAGAUCUGUUUUAUCCGGUUUACUCGGUACCGGAGAAUGGUUUCAAGAUAUAUGCACUUGGAAGAAACCGGUAGCAUCAGCAGCGGUUCAUAUACUCUACUUAGCGUUUGUGUGUUUGCCAGAGAUGAUUCUCCCCAUAACAUCUCUUUGGUUGUUCAUGCUUGGUUUAUGGAACUACAGACGACGCCCGAAACAACCUCCACACAUGGACACAAGACUUUCAUUUGCAGACAACAUUCACCCUGAAGAGCUUAACGAAGAGUUUGACACGUUUCCAUAUUCUUCUCAAGACCCAGCGGUUGUGAAAUUGCGGUACGAGCGGUUGAGAGGUAUAGCGAGUAGAGCACAAACUGUUGUGGGAGAUAUAGCUGGUCAGGGAGAGAGAGUUCAAGCUUUGUUGAGCUGGAGAGAUCCAAGAGCAACGUCCAUCUUCAUGGUGCUUUGUUUGGUUUCUUCUGUGGUUUUGUUUGUUGUGCCGUUUAAGGUUUUUGUUCUUCUUGGUGGAUUAUACAUCAUGAGACAUCCAAGAUUCAGGAGAAAGACACCUCCUGGUGUUGUUAACUUCUUCAAAAGACUUCCUGCUAAAACAGAUUGUAUGCUGUAG